AUGCUGGCGGUGGUUGGUUUGCUCUUCUACAGGCUUCUCUGUCUUUUGGGUUACGGUUAUGUUGCCUACUGGACUUUUGAAAAUCAUCCUGUAAAAUCCUCGUUGAAGAACAACCUUUUACACGUCCUUUACUAUGCCUUGGCGGUCCUUCUUAUUCCGACCAGAUACAAUAAGCUGAAGAGUAUUCUCUCUUGCGUGGCUCUUACAACUUCCACAGUAGUGUCGGUUCUCUUCUGGGGCAUCGAUUACUUCGACAGGUCGCUCCUGAUUGAAUCGAAAGAGUUGGAGAACUUACCAUCUUGGUAUUUGCACGUCACGCACACAGUUAUCAGCCUCACUGCAAUGCUUGACGUUCUCUUUUCGCGUCCUCAGCCAGUGCCUUUAUGGAAGGCCUUUACCAUGAUCCUAACCUACUACUUGGGUUAUGUUUCCUAUGUCGAAUACUUGAUAUACGGACACAGGAUUUAUCCUUAUCCUCUGCUGAGGCAGUUCACGUUUACUGGUCGUUAUCAGUUCUAUGGGGUCGUUAUCUGUGUCAUCAUCCUGGUCUUCGUCGUCUCUUGCUUGUUCAUAAGAGCCGUUUCCUGCUACCGGCAUAGCAAACCGAGGAGGGACAAAUCAAAAAAUAAAAAAUCGCAACAUCAGCAACAGCAUCAGCAGCACCAACAUCCACAGAAAUUGUCUCAGACGUCCCCUACAAAUGGUAUUCUUGUUGCUUCGAAUUAG
Molecule: messenger RNA, 726 nt
Organism: Hydatigera taeniaeformis
Lineage: Eukaryota; Metazoa; Platyhelminthes; Cestoda; Cyclophyllidea; Taeniidae
Source: the annotation of a GenBank genome assembly